Podarcis lilfordi (Lilford's wall lizard) is the source of this 5919-nucleotide messenger RNA. The record is from the annotation of a GenBank genome assembly. NCBI's taxonomy places the organism in Eukaryota, Metazoa, Chordata, Lepidosauria, Squamata, Lacertidae.
AUGCUACAGCGCCUUCUCCUGUUGCUAGCAUCCUUCAUGAGAAUCUCCUAUACAGGUAGACGGAUUCUGUUUCCGCGGUACUUGGUUUAUUCCUGGUAGCUAGGCGGCAAAAAGCCCUCAGUCUUGGUGCUGUCCACAGGAACCAGGGGAGGAAAGAAAACAGGUUUGAAACACAAGUCAUCGUGCUUCAAGGCCCAUGGCCAAGACACACGCUUCCAGCCAAGCCCGGCCUCACUUUCCCUAGUCUGCCAUAUGGGCAUAAAUCUUUCAGGGAAUGAAAUAAUUCUGCUAUCUCUUGACAGAGCUACAGGCCUUGCCCCCUGUGCAUUGUGGCCUGUGGCCUGAAUUCAAAGCCAUCUCAGGAUCAGGAGCAACGACUGCCUCCGAGAUACUUCCCUGGCAGGCCAGCAUCCAAUCAAAUGAGCUGCAUUUCUGUGGAGGUGUGAUUCUGAGCAGUUGGUGGGUCCUGUCUGCAGCUCACUGCUACACGGAGGAACUGUGAGUACUGAGGAUUCCCUUUAAGUAGAUAGCAAGUUGUCUUUAAAAAAAAAAAAUUCCCUGUGUUAUUUUAAUGGAUGAAUUAAGAGUAUGAUCCAUAAAUAACCUUUGUCCCUGAGGAAGCUCACACUCCAAACACUCUUUGGAGCAAUCUUCAAAUAAUAAUGCUAUAUAUUAAUCGCAAACGCCUCCUUUGAGUAUGGCUCCUAAGCACCAUCCAUACACAACAGGGAGGGAUCAGCAGGCUCAUGUUCAAAUACAUAUAUAAUGAAAAUUUAAGAAUGUUGUCAUGCUGCAGUUCACCUGGCUGCAGACAGGUGGUGCUAUGAACUACAGUGUGAUGGCAAGCUUGGGUUGCAGAGCUGUUAGGCCAUUAUAACAGGUAAGGAGGAGGGAACUGGAGAUGAGAACAAGGGAAGGAGGCAGGAAGGCGGGUAGCUGGUGGCCCAGGUGAGUGAGCAGGCAGGCAGCCCACCCAGGUGAGCAAGCAUUCCAGGCAAGCCGUAGAAGUUUGACAUGGCCUGUGGGGAAGGGGUGGUUUUGACAAGGUGCAAAGAGACACUCGGAAGGGGAAGAGGAAGGAAACAGAUGAGAGAAUGGAACACAGAGAGACAAGUCAGCCAGGCGGCACAUGGACCAGGUGAGUAGGUGGGCACCCCAGACAGGCGAGUGGGUGGCCCAGGGGUGCUUUGGGAAGGAGUAAGAGGAGCAGCUGUGCAGCUGUGUGUGUGUGUGUGUGUGUGUGUGUGUGUGUGUGUGUGUUUUAAUACAGUUGUAUCUUGGAAGUUGAAUGGAAUUGGUUCCAGAAGUCCGUUCGACUUCCAAAACGUUCGGAAACCAAAGCGCGACUUCCGAUUGGCUGCUCACCAAAACGUUCGGAAACCGAAACACUCACUUCCGGGUUUCAAUCAUUUGGGAGCCGGUUUGUUCUGGAGCUAAGACAUUUGAGAUCCAAGGUACGACUGUGCUAGAAAAAAGAAUACUCAAGGAGAGGGAGGUCAAAUGGCUUAAUGCUUAAUGACUACUAAGCAUGCCCAUUGGACAGCGCUGCCCAACUGUUGGGUGGGUGGAAUGGAAAACUGGGCAAAGAGGGAAUGGAAUGGAGUGUACUGAAAAAAGGGCAGAGCUGGCUUUCAGGAAACCUGUACAAGAAUGUUUCCCACGGCAAUGUUUUGCUGCAUGUUCAACUUUCUGAGUACCAGCCUGAGGCUUUGCCUCUCAUUUGUUUUGCUUCGUCUUGGGAAUGGUGGGGGGUUUGGGGGAGAGCGCAUGGAUCCCAGCACACAAAUGUUGCCCCACAAGCCUUCCCCACCCUUUCUAAGCUGUUUUAUGCUAAUUCAAGUCAAUGGUUCAUUGGGACACAGCCCUGGGGUUCAUUGUUUGAUCUUUGUUGAUGCUCUGCCUCUGUUUCCUUUGUCCCCAAGUCCUUCAGAUCUCCAUGUGGUGGUUGCUUUGAAUGGGCAUGAAUUGGAGAGAAUGAAGUUGGACAGGGUGCUCAUCCACGAGGAGUUUGACUGUACAAACCUGAACAACGACGUUGCUUUGCUCCUGCUGGCCUCCCCAGUAGAGUUCGGUGAAGAGAGGACUCCCAUUUGCCUGCCCUUGCUGCAGGACCUUGGAGCGUGGCAAGACUGUUGGGCUGCAACUUGGAGAUCCGCCACACCUGGUAUUGCAUUUUCUAGUCCAGGGCUCAGUCAAAAAUACUCCCCUGAGUUUGCCACACACACAUACAUUCGCUGCUGUAAGUCGGAGCAGAUGGGGUGUGUGAAUGUGCAGGUAUCCAUUGGCUCAGUCUGCACUUCAAGGUGAAACUAUCAUCGUUCUACCCAGACACUGAGGUCCAGCUCCGAGGGCCUUCUGGCGGUUCCCUCACUGCGAGAAGCCAAGUUACAGGGAACCAGGCAGAGGGCCUUCUUGGUAGUGGCACCCGCCCUGUGGAACGCCCUCCCAUCAGAUGUCAAAGAGAACAACUACCAGACUUUUAGAAGACACCUGAAGGCAGUCCUGUUUAGGGAAGCUUUUAAUGUUUGAUGCAUUACUGUAUUUUAAUAUUUUGUUGGAAGCUGCCCAGAGUGGCUGGGGAAGCCCUGCCAGGUGGCGGGGUAUAAAUAAUAAAUUAUUAUUGUUAUUAUUGAACUGGGAACUCAGUGGCUUGUGACAGAGACCUCUCCACGAGAUCUCACUGGGAGGAACCAGCACAAAAUGAUCUAGAGCAAGUGGAAACACCAGCCUUUGUAGCUGGCAGGCUAUAGUUUUGGCCUCUGAAUUGCCCAGAUCUUUUGCGCUUGCCCUUGCCCUGGCCAGCAGGGCAACCCCUUUGCCCUGAUGCCAUGCCACCAGCAUCCAAGGCCCCUCUUGGGCUUUGAGAGAAACAGCCUCUCCUUUUCUCAAUUCCAGAGCAGCACAAGUCUCUGCACUGCACAGAGUGGCGAGGCCUAAACGAAGCCCCCGCCGUCCCAUUCACCUCUCUCUCCUCCUCCUGUCAUUUCUGAAUGGCGCUGCCUCCCCCUCUUUCCUCUGUGCCUGCAGGCGACGAGAACACACCGACCAGAGUGCUAAAGAAAACGGAAAUGUCUCUGGUCGGCGGGGAGACCUGUUCCAAGAGCGUACAGGGGCUGACGGAGGGCAUGCUGUGCGCCGUCUCUGACGAAGGAGGGAAGGAGACCUGCAAGGUAUAAUGAACCGGGCCCUGUACUGCUGUGCCGCAGGCUGGGGAGGCAGGAUGGAUGCGGUAAUGAUCUUCGAUCUCUUCCCCGGGCUUCCUGGGGGCUGCUAAUGUUUCUCUGCACAGCCUCCGGAGAGAUGGGGAAGACUUAUUUUAGCAAGCUUACAAGUAGAGGAAGUCCUGGUCACCUACAGGGAUAUACAAGCCGCGUCCUCCAGUCUUGUUCUGAGUUCCAAAAAGGGGAAGAGAGAUGUCUUCAUGUUCCUUUAUCCCUCCUUUUGAUUAUGUUUGUUCCUUGCCCUCCCUUUUCUCCUUCCCUCUCGUUAAGAGUUUGGGUGUAAUCCCUCCCUUUCCAUGGAGGCGCAGAUUGCAGCUAUAACAAAGGCGGCAUUUUUUCAUCUCCACCAAGCUAAGCAGUUGGCUCCUUACUUCUCUCGCCGUGACCUAGCCACUGUGAUCCACGCGACGGACUGGAUUAUUGUAACUCGCUCUACGUGGGGCUGCUCUUGAGACUGACCCAGAAACUCCAGCGGGUGCAGAAUGCCACAGCGAGGCUCCUUACGGGGUCCUUGCCGCGGGAUCACAUUCACCCGGUGCUAUACCAGCUGCACUGGCUCCCGGUGGAGUACAGGGUCAGGUUUAAGGUGCUGGUUUUAACCUUUAAAGCCCUAUACGGCCUAGGACCCUCGUACCUACGGGACCGUCUCACCUGGUAUGUCCUACUGAGGACCUUACGGUCUUCAAACAAAAACAUCUUGGCAAUCCCGGGCCACAGAGAGGUUAGGCUGGCCUCAGCCAGAGCCAGAGCUUUUUCAGCCGUGGCCCCAAUCUGGUGGAACGCUCUGUCACAAGAGACUAGGGCUCUGCGGGACUUGACAUCUUUCCGCAGGGCCUGCAAGACAGAGCUGUUCCACCAGGCCUUUGGUCAAGGCACAGUCUGACCCCCUCCUUUGGCAAUCCUCACGGAACUCUAGCCCAAUGGUUGCCAUUAAUCUGAUUUGAACUGAUUUUAGAAUGAACUGAUUUUAGAAUGUUGUAUCAUUUUACUGUUGUUAGCCGCUCUGAGCCCGGCUUCGGCUGGGGAGGGCGGGAUAUAAAUAUUUUAUUAUUAUUAUUAUUUAUUAUUAUUGUUCCCUCCUCUCCUUCCCCCUCCUCAUUUUCUUGUCCUGCUUUUCUGCCUCCACUGUUACACACUGUGUGUUCGGAGGAGUGAGCUUGUGGCUGGAGGUGGAAACUCUUUAGGAAGAGAUGCAUAUUCUUUACUCAAGAGGAGGGUUGAAACCAGGGCUCCCCCCCCCCAAGCCCGAACUCAACAGAACUUAGUUCCAGCACCUCUCAGGUGGGCGCCAUUGCCAUUAUAGGAGAACGAGGGAGGUGUUUUUGGUGAAUUCCAGCCCCUCUUUUUCUGGAAAAAUAGCACUGGUUGAAACUGUAUGGAAAAUGCAGAAGGGAAAGGGAACAAGGGAGGGUGAGGUAUUAAUGUGGGGAAUUUAUAAACCACGUUAUUACUAUUUAUUAUCUAUGGUGCGCCUUCACGUGUCGGGGGCUUUGAGGCUGUGAGAGCAGAGGACUCUUGCCUUGAGGGGCACCCAAUGUUCAACACAGUGUAGAUAACGAAAGAAAAGGCAUGAAUGGAGAUUGGGGUAAACGGAGAAGAAUGUGCCUUUGUUUUGGUUGUAUCCAUUGAAGUUUUUAGUAACAAAAAAAACCCUAAAGUGUCUGAGUUAUCCGAUAAAACUGAAAAUCCACAAUUCACGUUAGGGCCAUUCCAUGAUUAGACCAACCCAAUUGUCACUAAACUUUGGAAAAGCUUUUAAUGCUUAAAGUCAUUUGAUGUGUAGACAUUGAACACCUAGGCUGAUGAUGAAGGAUUGUGGAAAACUCCCAACAUUUGCGCACUAUUUUCUGGUGUUUUGGCUGCCCAUCAAGUGGCUUUUGUGUGAAUUUUGGGGCUUAUGGAGAGGAAAGUUUGCCUAUGGACCUUGAGAGAUUUGGGAUACCUAACAGGUGUGUAACAACCCCUCACUGCGAAUAAUAGUGCAAAGAUGGCAGCUUCCUUUCUGCUUCUCCAGAAAGUAGGGCCCGAAAGCAGUGCUUUCGAAUUGCAGGAAUGAAGAUUCUAACUAAACCUUAGGAAUAACUUUCUGGCAGUAGGAGCUGUUCAUCAGUGCAAUAGGUGACCUUGAAGGUUUGUAAACAAGAGUUUGGGUAGCCAUCUGCGAAGGAUUCAUUCAUUGCGAUUCCUACAUUGCGGGGGUUGGGCUAGAUGAACCAUGGGGUCCCUUCCGACGCCACAAUUCUAUGAGGAUGUUGACCUCUUUCUCUUGUGUCCUUCCGACCUCUCCCAGGAUGACAGUGGGGCUCCUUUGGUUUGCACUUCGGGAGAAGACAGGAGAUGGUUUGCGGUUGGACUAGGCAGUCAGGGUGAGGCCUGCGAAGGAAAGGGCAGCCCCGCUGUCUACACUGUGGUUUUCAGCUACCUCAACUGGAUAGAAGAGGUAACGGCCGAGGAAGGGAAACCAUUUAUCCCCGAAGGAGUGGACGUUGUUGUAGCCGAUUCUGAAAUCCCUCCUCCCGGUUUGGCUGAGAUAGAAGAGGUGAUGGCUGAGGAAGAAAAUCCAUCAAUCCCGGAAGGGGUGGACGUUGUCAUAACUCAUCCCGAAAUCCCCGUUCCCGGUUUGGCUGGCUCUCCCUUCCUUUCCGCCCCCUGUGCCAUUGCUUCUGUUCUGAUGUUGAUGCUUUUCCGUUUAUUGUAA